Molecule: messenger RNA, 3290 nt
Organism: Phalaenopsis equestris
Lineage: Eukaryota; Viridiplantae; Streptophyta; Magnoliopsida; Asparagales; Orchidaceae
Product: receptor-like protein kinase HSL1
Exons: 1
Coding region: 184-3141 (985 amino acids)
Biological process (GO): protein phosphorylation
Molecular function (GO): receptor serine/threonine kinase binding; ATP binding; protein kinase activity
Source: RefSeq, a predicted model, not a curated record
CGACUUAGGUCAAGGACAAACAUCACCUCUUACUCCUACUCCUCAAGUCUUCAUCAACUUCUUAUCAUAAUCUCCAUAACUUGGAAUCUAUAAAGCUAAAAAAUAUUUCCUUUACUAACAGCAAAAUAAGCAAAAUGCCGGUCAUAAAAUAAACUCGAAGGCAAUAGCUGACAACACUCUCCAAUGGCACCAAAGCCUCCGUUUCUCCCUCUUCUUCUCUUCUUCUUCGUCCUGCUCUUCCUUUCUCAGUCGAGAGCAGGAAUAGAAGAUAAGCAGAUUUUGCUUAAAAUCAGGAACGAAUGGGGCAAUCCUCCCUUCCUCAGCUCCUGGAACUCCUCCGGCGACUACUGCAACUGGGCGGGAAUCCAAUGCGCAGAAAGCGGCAAUGCCGUCUCCGGCAUCUCCAUUCCCAACAUAAAUCUUACCGGACCCAUCCCUUCCUCCAUCUGCAACCUCCAUGGUCUCACUUAUCUGGACCUCUCCUUCAACAACAUCCCCGGUCCCUUUCCCUCUGUUCUCUAUAACUGUUCUUCUCUCCAAUACCUGGACAUCUCGCAAAACCUCUUCGUCGGCGAGAUUCCCGCUGAUAUCGAUAGGAUGUCGCGAAACCUUACCGAUUUGAUUCUCUCUGCAAACAACUUUACCGGCGAUAUUCCUACAUCCAUUGCUCGGUUUCCGGCGAUCAAAAGACUCCAUCUUGAUUACAAUCUCUUCGACGGCAUCAUUACGCCGGAACUCUCGAAUCUUUCGACGCUUGAGUCGCUCUGGCUCGCAGUCAACCCUUUUACUCCGGGGAACAUUCCGGCGGAGUUCGGGAACUUGAUCAAUCUUAACUUUUUGUGGAUGGCGAAGAUGAAUUUGGCUGGCGAGAUUCCUGGAAGUCUCGGAAAGAUGGAGAAUUUGGAGCAUUUGGAUCUUUCUAUGAAUAUGCUCACCGGCGAGAUUCCAGUGCAGAUUUGGAUGCUGAAGAAGAUGAAAAAAUUGUACUUGUAUGGAAACAGUCUCACCGGAGAGAUCGAUAAAUCCAUUGCAGCUGAGGGAUUGGUGGAGAUCGAUGUUUCCACAAAUAAGCUCGCCGGAAGGAUACCGGAAGUGAUUGGCCAGCUCAGGAACCUUUCCGUCUUGUUCUUGUACUUCAACCAGUUCUCCGGGGAAAUUCCUACCAGCAUUGGCAAGCUACCUAAGCUCGCCGAUAUUCGUCUCUUUAACAAUAGGUUAUCAGGGAUUCUGCCGCCAGAGUUGGGUAGAUACUCAAAGUUAGAGAAUAUAGAGGUGGACGACAACAUGUUAUCCGGUGAAUUGCCGGAGCAUCUCUGCGACGGACAAGCACUGACUUCUCUAAUCCUGUCCAACAACAAGUUAAGCGGAAACAUUCCGGACUCUUUAGGCAGCUGCUAUACAUUGCUCAGUCUCCAAAUUCAAAACAAUGGCUUCUCAGGGGAAUUACCGGCAGGAAUUUGGUCCGCGCCGAAUCUCUCCGUUGUGAUUGGGCGACAAAAUUCACUCACCGGCACUCUCCCGGAUAAACUGCCGUGGAAUCUGACGCUAUUGGAUAUCAGAAAUGCUCAAUUCGUAGGAAAGGUGCCAUCUUUUGCCGGCAGGCUAAGAGUAUUCUAUGGAGAUGGCAACAGGUUUUCCGGCGAACUUCCGGCUAGCUUUUCUGAUAUCCCUUUCCUUGAAGUCCUCUCCCUGAGAAGCAAUCAGAUAACCGGCAAAAUCCCAGAAACAAUCGGCUCGUUAAAAUUCCUCAACCAGAUUAAUCUUAAAGGCAACCUCCUCUCCGGAAAAAUUCCAGAAUCCAUAGCCUCCUUGCCGGCACUCAAUUCUCUCGACCUUUCUGUUAACCAUCUCUGUGGCGACAUUCCUCCCAAUCUUGGCGGCCUCAAGCUCAAUUUCCUCAACCUGUCCUCUAAUUCCCUCACUGGCGAAAUCCCAAUUCUAUUACAGAAUCAAGCCUUUGAUCAAAGCUUCCUCUCAAAUCCAUCGCUUUGUGCCUCCCACUCCCUCACAAAACUCCCAACUUGCAGAGACCAAUCAAUGAACCGUAACAAAAUCUCUACUACUCUUCUCAUCCUCUUCCUCAGCCUCGGAUCCUUCUUCUUCUUCCUCAUUGCCGCCCUCUCUGCCUUCUUAUACAGAGAACACAACCUUUCAAAGAGCUCAAGUUACGACUCAUCGGCCUGGAAGCUCACUGCUUUCCAUGCCGUAAGCUUCAGCGAAUCAGCAAUCACCCGUGGGCUCACCACCGAUAACAUCAUCGGCAGUGGUGGCAGCGGUAUGGUCUACCGCGUCUCCCUCCGACGCGAAACGGUGGCGGUCAAGAAAGUAUGGAACUUUCGAAAGCUGGACACAAAGAUCGAAAAGGAGUUUGAGUCUGAAGUGGCAAUCCUUGGGUCCAUUCGCCACGCCAACAUUGUGAAGCUCCUUUGCUCAGUUUCUGGCCCCGAUUGCAAGCUACUAGUAUACGAAUACGUCGAAAACGGCAGCCUGGACAGCUGGCUACACCGCCGGCAGCGCAAUCACUCCCGACGGCCGCCGCUGAGCUGGCCAACGAGGCUGAAAAUCGCAGUUGGAGUGGCGAGGGGACUCUGCUACAUGCACAAUGACUGUUUUCCGGCGAUCAUCCACCGCGAUGUGAAGUCAAGCAACAUACUAAUCGACCUGGAAUUUCAGGCCAAAAUUGCUGAUUUUGGACUUGCUCAGAUUCUUGGAAAGGGAGGCGAGUCAGAGACGGCGUCGCACUUGGCGGGCUCGUUCGGAUAUAUGGCGCCGGAGUACGCGGCUGUGAGAAAAGUAAACGAGAAGGUGGACGUGUAUAGCUUCGGUGUAGUGUUGCUAGAACUAGCAACGGGGAGGGAGGCAGGGGAUGGUGGGGAAGAGGAUGAUGGGAACCUUGCGGAUUGGGCAUGGCGGCAAUAUAAGGAGAGAGCAGGGGAGGUGGGGAAGGCAGUGGAUGAGGAGGUGUUGGGUGGUUUGCCAGAGUUUAGGAAGGAGGCAGAGAUGGUGUUUAUGAUGGGGGUGAUGUGCACGGGGAAGGAGCCGAGUAGCAGGCCAACGAUGAAAGAGGUAUUGCAGGUGUUGAUCAAGUUGGAACGCCGCAGCUGCGGUGGUGGGGAGUCGAUGAAGUGGGCCAGAAAGUAGGCGAGCGGGAAGAAGAGCUUCUUGGUGCUUACAGAUGAGAGAGAAGGUACUAGGGUGGUUCCUCCGUUUGAGGUCAAGCAUGGUGAAGUCAUUUAGUCAUUACUAGGAUUUAAAGUAUUUUUUUGAAUUAUGUAUGGUAUAUUAAGUUA